AUGUUCUCAUUUCUUCCCACAGUCAACCUCCCGACGCUCGUCCUCCUCCAUGCCCUGGGUCUCACCGCGCUCGGCACAUACCUCACCUUUACUCGGAUUCCUACGACACUUGGGAUAGCAAGCACGGGCCUAGGUCUGUCUUACCUCUUCACAUCCUACGUGCCCAUCGAAGAAAAUCAAUUCCUCCACGCCAGCGUACCAGUGCGCAUGAUUCUGGCAGCUUUGGCAGCUGCGCGGCUUCCGACUGCGCCCAAAUCGGAGCGCAAGAGUCUAAUGAUUCUCAUUUUGUAUGAUUUUUUGGGCGGGUUGAUGGUGGGAUAUAUUCUUGGCCAGUGGAAUGGGAAACUCCCGGGGUAUUGA
Molecule: messenger RNA, 360 nt
Organism: Blastomyces dermatitidis ER-3
Lineage: Eukaryota; Fungi; Ascomycota; Eurotiomycetes; Onygenales; Ajellomycetaceae
Exons: 1
Coding region: 1-360 (119 amino acids)
Source: RefSeq, a predicted model, not a curated record